Messenger RNA from Erinaceus europaeus (western European hedgehog), 7200 nucleotides. RefSeq names its product sodium voltage-gated channel alpha subunit 4 (gene SCN4A). The coding region runs from base 467 to 5926 and encodes 1819 amino acids. The transcript is spliced from 25 exons. Gene Ontology annotation, molecular function: protein binding; voltage-gated sodium channel activity. Gene Ontology annotation, biological process: neuronal action potential; sodium ion transmembrane transport; membrane depolarization during action potential. Gene Ontology annotation, cellular component: axon; voltage-gated sodium channel complex; plasma membrane. NCBI's taxonomy places the organism in Eukaryota, Metazoa, Chordata, Mammalia, Eulipotyphla, Erinaceidae. The record is from RefSeq and is a predicted model, not a curated record.
UUUAAGGCCAGGUCACCGUUGUUGGGCUCCAGGCCCCAGGGAAAGAGCCUGGUCCUCAGAGUGCGGGAAGUCCCCGGCCGGCCGGUGGAACUAAUCGGCCUCCCCACCCUUGGAGCAGCUGGAAAAUGACUCAUAGAAACCACAGGCCGGUGUGUGGCCACGUGGACAGACGGCUCUGUGGUUCUCUGUGUCCCUGAAGACUGAAGCCACCCAGCGUCCGCUGUGCCAAGGCAGCCAUCCCAGCCAGGGAGUGGGGCGUGGGGGCCGGGGGCCGGCGCCUGUGCAGCAGCAGAGUCCAGGCCUUGCAGGCGCGUCCCCCGAACGCACAGGGCUGGUGUCCCGGCCACCGCAGCCUGGCCUCUGGCUGGGCAGGAAGUGAGCCGCAGACAGCAGGCCCGGGGCAGGGCUGCGGCCCAGCACCCCCAGCACCCGCCAGCCUCCCGGCCCCUGAGCCCAGGAUGCAAGGAUGGCCAGCACAUCUCUGCCCUCCCUGGCGCCCCCGGGCCCCGAGAGCCUGCGCCCCUUCACGCCCGAGUCCCUGGCGGCCAUAGAGCGCCGCGCGGUGGAGGAGGAGGCCCGGCAGCUGCGCAACAAGCAGAUGGGGAUCGAGGAGCCGGAGCGGAAGCCGCGCAGCGACCUGGAGGCCGGCAAGAACCUGCCCCUGAUCUAUGGGGACCCCCCGCCAGAGGCCAUCGGCAUCCCCCUGGAGGACCUGGACCCCUACUACAGCGACAAGAAGACAUUCAUGGUCCUCAACAAAGGCAAGGCCAUCUUCCGCUUCUCCGCCACGCCCGCCCUCUACCUGCUCAGCCCCUUCAGCUCAGUCAGACGUGGUGCCAUCAAGGUGCUCAUCCACUCGCUGUUCAGCAUGUUCAUCAUGAUCACCAUCCUGACCAACUGUGUGUUCAUGACCAUGAGUGACCCACCGCCCUGGUCUAAGAAUGUGGAGUACACCUUCACCGGCAUCUACACCUUCGAGUCCCUCAUCAAGAUGCUGGCCCGAGGCUUCUGCGUGGACGACUUCACGUUCCUCCGGGACCCCUGGAACUGGCUGGACUUCAGCGUCAUCAUGAUGGCGUACCUGACAGAGUUCGUGGACUUGGGCAACAUAUCGGCUCUGAGAACCUUCCGGGUGCUGCGGGCCCUGAAAACCAUCACCGUCAUCCCAGGGCUGAAGACCAUCGUGGGGGCCCUGAUCCAGUCUGUGAAGAAGCUCUCGGAUGUGAUGAUCCUCACCGUCUUCUGCCUGAGUGUCUUCGCGCUGGUGGGGCUGCAGCUCUUCAUGGGAAACCUGAGACAGAAGUGUGUGCGCUGGCCGCCUCCCUUCAACGACACCAACACCACGUGGUUCGGCAAUGACACGUGGAACGGCAAUGACACGUGGAACAGCCAUGUGACGUGGACCAGCAACUCCACGUUUGACUGGGACGCCUACAUCAGCGAUGAAGGGAACUUCUACUUCCUGGAGGGCUCCAACGACGCCCUGCUCUGUGGGAACAGCAGCGACGCAGGGCGCUGUCCUGAAGGUUACGAGUGCAUGAAGGCCGGGCGGAACCCCAACUACGGCUACACCAGCUAUGACACCUUUAGCUGGGCCUUCCUGGCGCUAUUCCGCCUCAUGACACAGGACUACUGGGAGAAUCUCUUUCAGCUGACCCUCCGAGCAGCGGGCAAGACCUACAUGAUCUUCUUUGUGGUCAUCAUCUUCCUGGGCUCCUUCUACCUCAUCAACCUGAUCCUGGCGGUGGUGGCCAUGGCCUACGCCGAGCAGAAUGAAGCCUCCCUGGCUGAGGACCAGGAGAAAGAGGAGGAGUUUCAGCAGAUGAUGGAGAAGUUCAAAAAGCACCAGGAGGAGCUGGAGAAGGCCAAGGCUUCCCAGGCUCUGGAAGGAGGAGAGGCAGAUGGGGACCCAGCUAACAGCAAAGACUGCAAUGGCAGCCUGGACACAGCCCCCGGGGAGAAGGGGCUCCCAAGGCAGAGCUGCAGUGCAGACAGUGCCAUCUCUGAUGCUAUGGAAGAGCUGGAAGAGGCCCACCAGAGGUGCCCGCCGUGGUGGUACAAGUGUGCCCACAAGGUGCUCAUCUGGAACUGCUGCGGCCCGUGGGUGAAGUUCAAGAGCUUCAUCCUCCUGAUCGUCACGGAUCCCUUCGUGGACCUGGGCAUCACCAUCUGCAUCGUGCUCAACACCCUCUUCAUGGCCAUGGAGCACUACCCCAUGACGGAGCACUUCGACAGAGUGCUCAACGUGGGCAACCUGGUCUUCACAGGCAUCUUCACGGCAGAGAUGGUACUGAAGCUCAUCGCCAUGGACCCCUACGAGUACUUCCAGCAAGGCUGGAACAUCUUCGACAGUCUCAUCGUCACGCUCAGCCUGGUGGAGCUGGGCCUGGCCAACGUGCAGGGGCUGUCGGUGCUCCGGUCCUUCCGCCUGCUGCGGGUCUUCAAGCUGGCCAAGUCCUGGCCGACGCUCAACAUGCUCAUCAAGAUCAUCGGCAACUCGGUGGGGGCUCUGGGCAACCUGACACUGGUGCUGGCCAUCAUCGUGUUCAUCUUCGCCGUGGUGGGCAUGCAGCUGUUUGGCAAGAGCUACAAGGAGUGCGUGUGCAAGAUCUCGGCGGACUGCAGCCUGCCACGCUGGCACAUGCACGACUUCUUCCACUCCUUCCUCAUCAUCUUCCGCAUCCUGUGCGGGGAGUGGAUCGAGACCAUGUGGGACUGCAUGGAGGUGGCCGGCCAGGCCAUGUGUCUCACCGUCUUCCUCAUGGUCAUGGUCAUCGGCAACCUCGUGGUCCUCAACCUGUUCCUAGCGCUGCUUCUGAGCUCCUUCAGUGCCGACAGCCUGGCGGCCUCGGACGAGGACGGUGAGAUGAACAACCUGCAGAUCGCCAUUGGCCGCAUCAAGUGGGGGGUGGCCUUCGCCAAGGCCUUCCUGCUGGGGCUCCUGCACGGCCAGCUGCCGAGCCCCGCCAACAUCGUGCGGAGUAUCGGGCCACUCGGGGAGGCCGGGGAGGCCGGGGAGGGCGCCCCCCAAGACGAGAAGAAGGAGCCGCUGCCGGAGGAGGGAGACAAGGACCCCAAGAAGGACGGUCACAUCCUGAACCACGUGGGCCUGCCCGACGGGAUGCCCCCCAGCACUGAGCUGGACCACCUCAACUUCAUCAACAACCCCUACCUGACCAUCCAUGUGCCCAUCGCCUCCGAGGAGUCGGACCUGGAGAUGCCCACAGAGGAGGAGACGGACACAUUCUCGGAGCCCGAGGACAGCAAGAACCCACCACGGCCCCUCUACGACGGAAACUCCUCCGUCUGUAGCACAGCGGACUACAAGCCACCAGAGGCCGACCCUGAGGAGCAGGCGGAGGAGAACCCCGACGGGGAGCAGCCUGAGGAGUGCUUCACAGAGGCCUGCGUGCAGCGCUGCUCCUGCCUCUAUGUGGACGUUUCCCAGGGCCGGGGGAAGAUGUGGUGGACGCUCCGCAGGGCUUGCUUCAAGAUCGUCGAGCACAACUGGUUCGAGACCUUCAUCGUCUUCAUGAUCCUGCUUAGCAGUGGAGCCCUGGCCUUUGAGGACAUCUACAUAGAGAAGCACCACGUCAUCCGGACCAUCCUGGAGUACGCCGACAAGGUCUUCACCUACAUCUUCAUCGUGGAGAUGCUGCUCAAGUGGGUGGCGUACGGCUUCAAGGUGUACUUCACCAACGCCUGGUGCUGGCUGGACUUCCUCAUCGUGGACGUCUCCAUCAUCAGCCUGGUGGCACACUGGCUGGGCUACUCGGAGCUGGGACCCAUCAAAUCCCUGCGCACCCUGAGGGCCCUGCGCCCCCUGAGGGCACUGUCCAGAUUUGAAGGCAUGAGGGUGGUGGUCAACGCCCUCCUGGGUGCCAUUCCGUCCAUCAUGAACGUCCUCCUUGUCUGCCUCAUCUUCUGGCUCAUCUUCAGCAUCAUGGGCGUCAACCUGUUUGCCGGGAAGUUCUACUACUGCAUCAACACCACCACGUCCGAGCGCUUUGACAUCUCCGAGGUCAACAACAAGUCCGAGUGCGAGAGCCUGAUGCACACGGGCCAGGUGCGCUGGCUCAACGUCAAGGUCAACUACGACAACGUGGGACUGGGCUACCUGUCUCUGCUGCAGGUGGCCACCUUCAAGGGCUGGAUGGACAUCAUGUAUGCAGCUGUGGACUCCAGGGAGAAGGAAGAGCAGCCAAAGUACGAGGUGAACAUCUACAUGUAUCUCUACUUUGUCAUCUUCAUCAUCUUCGGCUCCUUCUUCACCCUCAACCUCUUCAUCGGGGUCAUCAUCGACAACUUCAACCAGCAGAAGAAGAAGUUUGGAGGGAAAGACAUCUUCAUGACAGAGGAACAGAAGAAAUACUAUAAUGCCAUGAAGAAGCUUGGCUCUAAGAAGCCGCAGAAGCCGAUUCCCAGACCCCAGAACAAGAUCCAGGGCCUGGUGUACGACUUUGUGAUGAAGCAGGCGUUCGACAUCACCAUCAUGAUCCUCAUCUGCCUCAACAUGGUCACCAUGAUGGUGGAGACGGAUGACCAGAGCGACCUCAAGGUGGACGUCUUGUACUACAUCAACAUGGUGUUCAUCAUCAUCUUCACGGGCGAGUGUGUGCUCAAGAUGUUCGCCCUGCGCCAGUACUACUUCACCGUCGGCUGGAACAUCUUCGACUUCGUGGUGGUCAUCCUGUCCAUCGUGGGCCUCGCGCUCUCUGACCUGAUCCAGAAAUACUUCGUGUCACCCACCCUGUUCCGUGUGAUCCGCCUGGCGAGGAUCGGGCGCGUCCUGCGUCUGAUCCGCGGGGCCAAGGGCAUCCGCACGCUGCUCUUCGCUCUCAUGAUGUCCCUGCCCGCCCUCUUCAACAUCGGCCUCCUGCUCUUCCUCGUCAUGUUCAUCUACUCCAUCUUCGGCAUGUCCAACUUCGCCUACGUCAAGAAGGAGUCGGGCAUCGACGACAUGUUCAACUUCGAGACGUUCGGAAACAGCAUCAUCUGCCUGUUCGAGAUCACCACGUCGGCCGGCUGGGACGGGCUGCUGAACCCCAUCCUCAACAGCGGGCCCCCCGACUGCGACCCCACGCUCGAGAACCCGGGCUCCAGCGUCAGGGGCGACUGUGGCAACCCGUCCAUCGGCAUCUGCUUCUUCUGCAGCUACAUCAUCAUCUCCUUCCUCAUCGUGGUCAACAUGUACAUCGCCAUCAUCCUGGAGAACUUCAGUGUGGCCACGGAGGAGAGCAGCGAGCCCCUGGGCGAGGACGACUUCGACAUGUUCUACGAGACGUGGGAGAAGUUCGACGCUGAUGCCACACAGUUCAUCGACUACAGCCGCCUCUCGGACUUCGUGGACACCCUCCAGGAGCCGCUGCGGAUCGCCAAGCCCAACAAGAUCAAGCUCAUCACCCUGGACCUGCCCAUGGUGCCGGGGGACAAGAUCCACUGCCUGGACAUCCUGUUCGCCCUGACCAAGGAGGUCCUGGGCGACUCCGGCGAGAUGGACGCCCUCAAGCAGACCAUGGAGGAGAAGUUCAUGGCGGCCAACCCCUCCAAGGUGUCCUACGAGCCCAUCACCACCACCCUCAAGAGGAAGCACGAGGAGGUGUGUGCCGUCAAGAUCCAGAGGGCCUACCGCCGCCACCUGCUGCAGCGAUCCGUGAAGCAGGCCUCCUACCUGUACCGCCACAGCCAGGACGGCAGCGGGGCUGGUGCCCCUGAGCAGGAGGGCCUGAUCGCCGAGUCCAUGAGCAGGAUGUACGGCCCGGACCGCAGGGACGGUGGCCAGCAGAGCAAGGAGGACCCGGGCUCACCACAGGACUUAGGACCCGCCACGGAGCUCGCUCCCGUCAGCUCUGUGGACCCUACCCUCCUGUCCUCCUCGCCCCUGGCACAGACGGUGCGCCCGGGGGUCAAGGAGUCUCUCGUCUAGGAGGCCGGUGUCUGUGUGGCCGACCGAGCCUGGCGCAGCCCGGGCUUCCACGAGAUGCCGGCUCUGGCUCCCAUGUGGGGGACGGGAACUUGGCUUUGGGGGGGCUCAUGUCGCCCACAGGCAGUGACAGCUCCUCUUAGGGGCACCAUGCUGGACCUGAGGCCCCCGCCUCCAUGACAUCGCCUCCCAAGUUUCUCUCAUCUCCUUGUGGGACCUGUUGUCCCCGCUCUGGGCCAUGAGGUGGGAGCUGGGGGUUAUAUCAUCAGCACACCUGCCCCCCACUUGGGGGAGAGCCAGCCGUGACAGUGGGGCAGGCCAUCCUUCUGCCACCAGCGUCUGAAGGGUUACUGAUCUCUCCUUCGGAAGCGACUUGGGCCCCUCAGCCCUGCCUCAGACAAAGAUGGCUUCCCUACAGUCAGAGGAGAUGCCUGGCUCUGACAGCCCCUUCCAGACCAGGGAUCUUCUGGGAGAUGGAUAUGUCAGUGGCCCAGAAGCAGCUCCGCUGGGUUCUCGUCUGUAAGGCAGCAUUGUGGCACCCUGGACCCCUUCCCAUUUUGUCCACCGUCCAGGCCCCCAGCUCCCCAGCUGGCCCCUGGGAAAGAGCCAAAGGGAGGAUUCCACUCGAAGUUCUCUUUUCCAAGGAAGUCUGGGGACUCCCUUGGCCAGAGCACCCAGACCUGGAGCAGGGCUGGGGAGCCUGGCGAUCAGAGGAAAAGAUUCCAGUUCCCUCUCCGCCCUCCUCCUUUCUGGGGCUAUGCCUCAGAGGUCUCCUCCUCCUCCUCCUCGCCCCCAGCUGACCCGUCUCCUCCUCCCUCCUCAAUCCCUCUCCCUCCUCAGAGUCGUCCUAAGAAGUUCGAGUUGAACCCACGUCAGAGAUCUCAACACUAGGAUGUGCCUGGUUCCCCCAGAAUGAGGCCCGUCUUUCCAGCGUCCAGUGGCCUGGGGAGCCAGGGCGUUUGCAUCGGCCCCCCUGGUGUGGGCAUGGCAGUGCCAGGCUCUGCUGCUCCUUUCUGCACAGAGGGGCUGAGCCUGGAGGAGGGGGGAGACACCUGCUCAGGGCACUGGUCUAAGGUGUCUGUGCGUGUGUGUGUGUGUGUGUGUGUGUGUCUGUCCGUGUAUGUGUCUGUGUGUCUGGUAUGUAUGUGCAUGUGUGUGUCUGUGUCUGUUGUCGCUGUGUCUGCUGUGUGUGUCGUCUGUGUGUUCCUCUGUGUGUCUGUUGUAUGUCUGUGUCUGUGAGUCUGUUUGUCUGUUGUGUGUGUGCGUUGUCUGUGUGU